AUGAAGAGUGUAGGGCUGCGACGAAGGCCGCGCCACCCGGCGGCACAGAGUGCCGCGGGGCAAAGUGAUACUCCGGUGACUGUGGUAUUCCGCGUCCACACGGACAGUGUUUCCAAGGCGCCUUUUCUCUACUGUCCAAAAAACUACAACCGUCCCAUGCCUAGCGAGGGGGAGGGAUUCACAGAGGCUAUUAUUGAAAUUUGCGUCCCUGGUGACACGCAUGUUGUCAGCAGUACCGCUGGUGGUAGCGAAGACAACAUAAAUAGCAGGGGUAGGGGUGCCGGCAGUUGGACUCGCCAUUCUGGCAAGGAUGGUAGUAGCACGGUUUCGCCGGCAGCCACAGCGAUGUCACAUCUCCCAAUGGAGGCGACGUACCGGCUGCCUUUCUCGCUUGAGUCAGACGGAAGGAAAUUGACGGAGACGGUAAGUACGGUAUCGGCUUCUAGUGGUGCCGUGUCGGACUCGAACGCAUUGCGACUGCAACAGAAGCCGCGACAAGAACAAUCAUCGCCAAAAACACGCCUUAACACUUUGUCUACUGCCGUCACUUCUCCCAUGUAUGAUAGCUGGGUCUGCCGUGCGUACUGCUUUGGUGAAAAGGAUGCGAUGCACGCGAAUGGCGCAAUCAGCGUUCACCAGUCGUUGACAAGCAAAAGUCCGUUUAUCAACGACAUUGCGAAGGGCAAGGCACUGGCACGGGUGGUACCAACAUAUGAGGAGGUGCAAGAUCGGUUUGGUUUAUCACAUGUGGAGUUGUCCUUUGAAAAUCAGUCCGUGUCACGUGCCGACAUGUUUCUAAUAUCGGAGGCGCUGCGGGAUCGCAUUCUCUACGAAGGGGAGGAGGUGGCCCUGUGCGGGUUCAAAAUACGGGUGAAUGAGAUGCUCUGCGUUUUGCAGCCAGCUACAGCUGAGGGCUCGGUCGUGAGGGCGUCGCCGCAGGGCGAUAACGUCAAGAACAGCAACAGCAACAUAGCGAUACUGGAUGCCAGUGGCGAGCACAAGGCAGUGGACCCUGCCUGGACGGCAGCGAAGGCGGCAGGGCCACAGCGUGCUUCUCACGCUCCGCUUCCCCAGCAGCUGCAGUCGCAGCCGCAGCCGCAACAGGAUGAAAAGAAGGAGCGUCGCUAUCGUCGUGUGCAAAGCGGGGUUGUGACGAGGGAUACGCUGGUGAAUUUUCGUUCCCUUUCCGCUGUGCACUACAUCAUUAUAGAGAUCUCCAAGGAGAUGUGGGAUCCCACGGUUGACGGCCGUAUCACGUUGUCCUGGGUCAUGCAAAACUUCCUUAGGGAGUACUUCACACAGCAGUUGCAGAAGCACAAGGCAUCUCUCCUCAUUCAGAUCUUAAUGGUGGGUCAGCUGUAUCCACAAUACGCCAUCAAGGGACACGUUGACGUCUAUCACACGAUGUCGAUCACGCACGAUUAUCGCUCCACCUCGCUUGUGGAGGAGGUGGAACUACAGUGUGAGGUGUUUCUGCGCCGCGUGCUGUAUGAAGUGAAAGAGGCCCUUAAAAAGCGAGCGGAUGCAACGGCAAUGACAAGUGCGGAAGACACAAAGCCUGUCCCUCGUGAAGCCGCCUCCAGCGUCGCUUUCGCGGAGCUCGCCGACACACUGACGGAGCAGCAUCUCUUUGUUCACGCCAAAAACACCUGCACGAUUGCGACCAUAAAUCUUGUGCUUGAGGACUGCAUUCAGCGACAGUGGAUUGCGAACACGGGUAUUCUUAUCAGUGUGGUUUCUGCUGGAAAAGGACUCUAUCAAGUCACCAAUGACUUACUGCAAUUAACUUGUACGCGCCUCUUUAACAUUGGAAUUGAGAAGGUAAACAUUAUUUGUAUGGGCCGCCCACCGCUGCACACAACCCCGCUGCUUGAAUACUUCUCGGAGGAUAAAACACUCCGUCCACAGUACCACCUGCGCGUGGAUGAGGGUAGCCGACGCUUCUACGAGCGACCUGAAUGGGCGCGCUGCUUUUUUUACCACCCCGCUGCGGACGCCACGUCGUGUGGUCUCAUGGCGUUUGAACUUUUGACGAGGGAUGAAUGGAUGCGGCGGCACCGUGCGGUGCAGGGGAAGACGUCUCACUUUGUUCCAGGCCUGGGAUUGCAGAUGGCGCCGCUGGAGGACGUCUUAUUGCCAGUGAUGGGAACACAACAAAUAGGACAGGUAUCCUCCACCUUUGCACGGGCGUCAGACUUGGAUGCGUUCUUCACCCCAACGUUUUCUCCUGCAGUUUCAGUUCCGUUGGAGGGUGAAUGGGGAAAAAACCACUCAUUACGUUUUGACCACUCUUAUGACGUACCCGCCACAGCGUACCCGCUUGCGCCUGUUGCUGAAACGAGCGGAGAACGUGAAGACAGAAUGCGAGGCGAGAGGUUUGGUGUACGUCGAAAUACUGAUGAAUUGUGCCAGGAGGAUGAUGCCAAAACGUGCACCACGCUCAAGCAAGGCGGCCGUCCGUUUCUUUUUGCCAGUUGGUACUGUCACCACGGCUGCGCGGUGAGUCGCCAGCAGGUAUUAAGUCGCGAAUGCAUGUACAACGUCAUCAUCAACCAUACUCAGGAGAGUACGGGGGUUGGGCGCACAAGACAGAGCAGGAUGGGGCUGGAGGCGGCUGGCAUAGUCCCCUGCGGGCUGAACAUUCUGGACAGCGAUCUUCAGAGCGGAUACGUCUUCCUCAGACUUUGCAUUGAUACAUCUGUCGCGCCUCAGGUGCGUUGGUCGCCAAAAAUUCUCACAGACAUGGAUCUGUGGACCGUGUUGAUGGGUGCCUUUUCAGGCGCGGGUAACUGCCUUGCAGAGGAGGAGCAGCCUCACUUUGUCUCACAUUUGCGAGCAGCAGAUAUUUUUUGCCGCACCUUAUCCGCCAUUAUGACGGACGAGCGCACGCUGAUCUUGGCGUCGCAUAGCUGCAAGGUGAAGUUUUUGACACCGGAGGAAGUUAUCUUCACAUUUCGCCCCGCGUUGUUUGUGGCCGCCGACGACGUCACACCGUUUUCCAUGACCGUUGCACACGUGCAGAUACGCAACAGUGUUUUGUUUGCAAUCAAGCCGACAAGUCCUUACCGCUCAGCGACGGAGGGUGAGACGGCGGCCGCUGCCUCGCACAACAUUACCACCGAUGUGUUGCUGCGUCGGCGUUGGCAGUUUGCCCACCCCGAGUUGCCAUCCACUGCGGCGCAGCAAUCUCCAUGGACGGCACUGUGCCACUGCAAAAUUCUUCCAAUUUAUGGAACCAUGUCACCCUACCAGCGUGACUGCUUUUUUGGCGUUCCCACUCAUCAAUACUCCGUCUCUAUUCGAGAGAGUAUGCAGUUGCUGGAGUACGUGUUACAACGGUUACACCAACAAUACCAGAUUGUCGUAGUUGGCUCAUCUUUGGCAGGGGUACGGUGGCCUCGGGAAGACCCCACACGAAAUGCUCGGCUGGAUUUGUCAAUUGGUCAUCAGGUUCACGAGUUAAAGAUAUGUGAGACGGGGCAGAGCAUUUCAGUUACUCGCAUGCUACAUAGCGGCAUGUACAGUAAUGUCUCUGUGACUCAGAUGGUGUCUUAUUCCUACCUCCUUUUGAACUAUCUGCGGCCUGGCUUCAGUGUGCGCACGUUGCAGCUGGAGACACAUAUUGGGGCGAAGGCUGCUUUCCGAUGGGAGAGCCUUGACUCCUACCUCCGCGACCGGUGUCGCUCGGAGGCGUUCCUCCCGCGUAACCCGGAGUGGUCGUUGCGUGAGGGUAAGCUAUGUCUUGCUUUGCUGCCAGACGCGUUUGACGCCCCACCUGUUUCUUACGCGGAGUUUGCCGCAUUUAUCAACCACCGCUUUUGCGCGCACUUCACGAUGAAGGGCACUGUAGGGGGGGAGGAGGAUAGAUCAGGUCUGACAACCAACGUGCCAGACACGCUGGACUGGCCAGACCCCAUGCCUACUCGCAUCAUGAUGCUCAACCACGAUAAUCCCCUGACGCCUGAGCCGCAGUGCUUGCUGGACCACAAGACAGGGCUAACUCUUUGCCUGGAGGCGCCCACGCGGAACCGCAUGCUCUCCACUGAGGUGAGAAUACCGGCAACGUAUAGCCCCAGGUGUCACUGCUUACUACAGUUUUCGUGGUUGGUUUGCAUUACACCGAUAAUUUCCGAUUGGAUCCGUUCGAUUGUUGCGGGUGCUGCGCGCUUCCGACUGCGGGCGGUGCCUCUCCCUUGCCCGUGUUCGACUACAAAGAGUGGUUUCUUCGUGGUCAGGUACACAGUGCGGGCCCGAAAUGAGGAGGAAGAGCCACGUUUUCGCCGGUGUUUGCUUAGUCUUCUAACGAACGACACAUAUCGAUAUUUUCCCGAUGUAACUGUAAUGAAUCGCAACUGUCGAUUGCUGCAUUUUAGCGGUCUGUGUUAUGUGACGUCUCAGUCGGAGGGGACGGUGGUGGCGAGAUGGUUUGAAAACCCGAUGCUGCGUACUGGGCAGCCGGAGCACCAGCAGUUAUUGCGGGACUUCACCCAGGCAGUGCAACUUGUGCGUCGCCAGGUUGAAUCACCUUGA
Trypanosoma rangeli is the source of this 4530-nucleotide messenger RNA. RefSeq names its product putative DNA-directed RNA polymerase III largest subunit. The coding region runs from base 1 to 4530 and encodes 1509 amino acids. The record is from RefSeq and is a predicted model, not a curated record. Gene Ontology annotation, molecular function: GTPase activator activity. Gene Ontology annotation, biological process: negative regulation of TORC1 signaling; positive regulation of autophagy. NCBI's taxonomy places the organism in Eukaryota, Euglenozoa, Kinetoplastea, Trypanosomatida, Trypanosomatidae. Gene Ontology annotation, cellular component: GATOR1 complex. The transcript has a single exon.